Gryllus bimaculatus (two-spotted cricket) is the source of this 854-nucleotide messenger RNA. The record is from the annotation of a GenBank genome assembly. Lineage: Eukaryota; Metazoa; Arthropoda; Insecta; Orthoptera; Gryllidae.
CCGUGUUCGCAGAGCCGCGCUUCCCGGACGUGCGACCGGCGCAGCUGGCGGUGGUGGCGUUCACCGGCGGCACCACGGGCCCGCCCAAGGGCGUGCGCAUCUCCCACGCCAACCUCGUCACCAGCAUCUGCCAGAUCAGCCACGAGGCCUUCGAGCAGAGCAAGGAGGCCACGGAGAGCUUCCAGGAGGAGCUGGUGUGCAGCGUGCCCAUGUACCACAAUUACGGGAUGAUCGUGGUCACGCUGAAUCGGCUGCGGCUGGGCGCGCACAUCGUCACCCUGGCCGACCCCAGCCCCGACUCCUACCUGCAGGCGCUGCACCAGACCAAGAGCACGGCGCUGGCCCUGACGCCGUCGCUGAUGCUGUGGCUGGCGGCGGCGCCGUCGCUGCCGGCCGAGCGCCUGGAGCGCGUGCACACCGUCAUGUGCGGCGGCUCCCCCAUGGCCCCCGACAACACCGAGCGCCUCGUCAGCCGCCUGCGGCCCUCCGUCGCCUUCCAGCAGGGGUACGGGUGUGCGGAGACGACGGCCGCCAUCUGCCAGACGUCGCGCUGGGAGCGGCAGCUGGGCACGGCGGGCUUCCUCGUGCCCAACACUCGCGCCAAGGUGGUGGGCGACGGCGACGUGGCGCUGGGCACGGGCCACACCGGAGAGAUCCUCGUCAAGGGACCGCAGGUGAUGCUGGGCUACCUGAACGACGAGGCGGCCAUGCAGCGCAGCUUCGACGCCGAGGGCUGGUUCCGCACCGGUGACCUGGGCUUCUACGACGACGAGCACCGCUUCCACGUGGUGGACCGCCUCGACGAGAUCAUCCACGUCUCCGGCAUACACGUACGCUGGCCAGCACUUGCGGAA